Molecule: messenger RNA, 3888 nt
Organism: Zerene cesonia (dogface butterfly)
Lineage: Eukaryota; Metazoa; Arthropoda; Insecta; Lepidoptera; Pieridae
Gene: Gprk1
Product: G protein-coupled receptor kinase 1
Exons: 16
Coding region: 412-2532 (706 amino acids)
Biological process (GO): regulation of signal transduction; G protein-coupled receptor signaling pathway; protein phosphorylation
Molecular function (GO): ATP binding; G protein-coupled receptor kinase activity; G protein-coupled receptor binding
Source: RefSeq, a predicted model, not a curated record
CAGAUUUCAGAUCAAAGAGUAGUCUAUUACUUCAGAUACCUUAGAACUACCGAUUCGAGGCAAAGUACUACCGUGUACCGAACGGUAGUAGAUGUGAAUUUAUUUCGAUAGACUGAUGGCUUUGUAAAAUCGUAAUUUUAUGAUCUACUCGUGAAUUAGCUUUAACUUCAUAUUUCUACAAUUAUGUCCGACAAAUGCUGUUUCUGUUGUACUAAUGUACAGUUUAUAUUACUUCAAUAAUGAAAAUGUGUCACCGCUCAUCAACAAAUGGUGUUAUAGCAGAGUGUUCAGUCGUCAUGUAAAGGAGGUUAGGACUUUCAAUUGAAAAUUAAGUGGUAGCUAGGCUUUUGUGGAGUGUUUGUGUAGUGAAGAAGUGAUAUUAUCUGGUGAAGGUGAUAAUUCAGACUCAAAAUGGCGGAUCUCGAGGCUGUGCUGGCCGACGUCAGCUACUUGAUGGCAAUGGAGAAGUCAAAAUGCACCCCUGCAGCUAGAGCCAGCAAAAAGAUUGUAUUACCAGACCCGAGUGUACGAAGUGUAAUGCAUAAAUAUAUGGAAAAGAAGAAUGAAGUAAAUUUUGACAAAAUAUUUAAUCAAGUUUUAGGUUACUUAUUAUUUAAGGAAUUCUGCGAACAAACGUCAGAAGAACCAGUGCCACAGUUAAAGUUUUACGAAGAGAUUAAAUUAUUUGAAAAGCAAGAAUGUGUCGAAGAGAGGCGGCGGAUCGCGAGGGAUAUUUAUGAUAAUUUUAUUAUGAAAGAACUCUUAGCUCAUUCCCAUGAUUAUUCUAAAGAGUGUGUAGCGCAUGUACAGAAAUAUCUAAUGAAACACGAAGUACCACCGAAUCUCUUUGAGCCGUACAUUGAAGAGAUUUUUCAACAUUUAAGAGGGGAGCCUUUUAAGAAUUUUCUAGAAAGCGAUAAGUACACGAGAUUUUGCCAAUGGAAAAAUUUAGAAUUGAACAUACAGUUAACAAUGAAUGACUUUAGUGUCCAUCGUAUUAUCGGACGAGGAGGCUUCGGCGAAGUAUAUGGAUGCAGGAAGGCGGACACGGGGAAGAUGUACGCCAUGAAGUGUUUGGACAAGAAACGCAUCAAGAUGAAGCAAGGCGAGACGCUCGCACUCAACGAGCGGAUCAUGCUCUCUCUAGUCAGUACGGGGGUGGACUGCCCGUUCAUAGUAUGUAUGACGUAUGCGUUCCACACUCCAGAUAAACUUUGCUUUAUACUGGAUCUUAUGAACGGCGGGGAUCUGCACUACCAUUUGUCGCAACAUGGCGUCUUUAAUGAGGCUGAAAUGAAAUUUUACGCUGCUGAAGUUAUAUUAGGUCUAGAGCACAUGCACAAGCGCCACAUCGUGUACAGAGAUUUGAAGCCGGCGAACAUCCUGCUGGAUGAACACGGCCACGUGAGAAUAUCCGAUUUGGGUCUCGCCUGUGAUUUCUCUAAGAAGAAGCCUCACGCUAGUGUCGGCACGCACGGCUACAUGGCGCCCGAGGUGCUCUCCAAGGGCACCGGCUACGACUCGUCCGCCGACUGGUUCAGCUUCGGCUGCAUGCUCUACAAGCUGCUCAAGGGCCACUCGCCGUUCCGCCAGCACAAGACGAAGGACAAGCACGAGAUCGAUCGGAUGACCUUGACAAUGAAAUAUAAUGUCUACCAGAAUGUGGAGCUACCGGAGUCGUUCAGCCCAAGCUUGCGGAGUCUGCUGGAGGGACUUCUGCAGCGUGAUAUCAAUAAACGACUUGGAUGUAAGGGCAGGGGCGCCGACGAGGUAAAAGAGCACGUAUUUUUCGCUGGCAUCGACUGGCAGCAAGUGUACCACCAGAAGUACACGCCGCCGCUGAUCCCGCCUCGCGGUGAGGUCAACGCUGCUGAUGCAUUUGAUAUUGGCAGCUUUGAUGAAGAGGACACUAAGGGAAUUAAGCUAACAGAAGCAGAUCAAGCUCAAUAUAAGGAUUUCCCGUUAGUGAUAUCUGAACGCUGGCAGUCAGAAGUGGCCGAAACGGUAUUCGAAACAGUCAACCAGGAAGCUGACAAGAUGGAGCUCAAGAAGAAGGCCAAACAGAAACAGAAGUUUGAUGCCGAUGAGAAAGAAUCCGAUUGUAUUCUUCACGGCUACAUCAAGAAAUUGGGUGGGCCGUUCGCCAGUGCGUGGCAAACACGUUAUGCCAAGCUCUAUCCCAACAGACUCGAGCUACACUUGGAGAAUAGUGCCAAACCCGAAAUGAUUCUGUUGGAUAUUGUUGAAGAUGUCUCCUCUGACCUGGUAUCGGUAAAGGGCGAACAGUGCAUUGUGCUCCGGACUAGGAACGAUACUAAGAUUGUCCUCACCAAUACGGACGAAAUUGGUCUCAAGGAGUGGGCACUAUCACUACGCUCAGCGCACAAGUGUUCCCAAGAGCUAUUGGCGUCCAUGGCGAAGAAGGCUGGUAAAAUCUACGGCACAGACGGGGCCAAAGAGUCGCUGGCCUUGGGCCGCCCGCCGCCGGCCGCCUCGCCGGCGCUCACGAGAGCCCCCAAUGGGAACAACUAGCACGAGCUUUCCGCGCCCAAUAAGGGCGCGAAGAUGUUCCGCCGCUCCAAGAGUGCGGCGCAACUUAUCAAGUGAACCGUUGUAUCGAGUGAACUGUGACGCGCCGGUCUCGUGAUCCUCGUGUAGUGUGAAGUGUAUGUGCCGUGGUUAUUGUUGUGCGAGUGCUGCUGAACACGAACAUGUCGCGGAUUGCCAUUGCGGUUCCCCGCUCAGCUAAGGUAAGCCAAUUUUGAAGCCGCCGCCGACGCUGGCUAUUGCGGCUCAUAGAGCCACGAACUAUAGUGAUAAUUAGGACUGCCAAUUAUUACUAAAUAAAUGCUGUUCGCAUUUUUUUAUUAUUGUACGAAUUAUGUGAUAGACCCGAUCAAAUUAACGGAAAUUAAUAAUAAUAAUGAAUAAACCCGAUUUUGUUUACCUUGCAGUAAAUUUUAAACUGUAAAAUGUUUUUUUUUAUAUAUAAAAUUGUUUGCACCAAUUGAACUUUGUAAUUAUAAAUGUUCUGGAUGUUGUAUUUAAAUGUGGUAGGUACUGUAAAGAAUAAUUAACAUAAUGUUGAUUAGAUAAAUAUAGCAUUUACAUAAUUAUCUGUUUUGUGCAAUAGGUCAAAAUUUAUAAAAAAAAUGUAAUUAUGAUUCCUAUGUAAAUUAACAUUAGAAUGUUGUGACAUUUUAAAGUCAAAAUUAAGUAACAUAUUAAUUAUUAUAGAUGCUUCAAAUAUUCAACUAAUAUUCUAAUUAGGAUUUAGCACACUGUUACAUCUCUGACUAUUGCACAUAGAAUAAUUUAAUCAAUAUUUUAUUAAACUACUGAAUUUUAUUUUAUACAUCUGAUGGCUCUCUUGUGCAAUUUUUUAUUAUGAAUAUAAAAGUUCCUUUUUAUCAUGAUACAGGACUACACCUUAUUUAUUGAACUGUACUUAAAUAAUAGAUUUUCCAUUCGUGUUAAUAACUACUAUAUCUUUAGUUUUCUUGUUAUUUAUUUACAUAGAAGUAAAUGUAAGUAGCUGUAAUUUUUUAAUCCAUUCAUGCAAAUUAUAGAGGCAAUAAACAACAUACAAAAUAAAAGUGUGACAAGUAACAACAAUAGUGAUAUUUAAUGUGUUUAGAGAAUUUUUUAAACAUUCACAUGUAUAGUUUACUGAAUAUACCAACAUUUUUCUACUGUUUUCUUUAUACUAUAGAAUAUGACUGCAGAUAAAUUAACCAUUGCAAUAAUGAUUCAACUUAAUAGAGGGCUUAUAUGCCUGAUGCAGAUUUAGAGAUACAUAAUAUUAUGCUCUUAUGUAAAUUUUAGACAUGUUCUUUUUUAUUAUAUGUACAUUAAGGGCAACACAAUUGUGCAUUGUAUAAAACAUAC